AUGGCAGCAGGAUUUGAAGAAGUUUCGUCUCAUGAAGAGUCAUCUACCGGAAGAAACAAAGUGUUAAGAUCUAUGAGGUCUAUGCUCUCCUCAAUUCCGAAGACCAUGUGUCAGACAAUGAAUUCAAGGGAAGAAGAAAUAGAGAACUUUCGCAACAUUUUCAAUGUCCUCACUGAGCUGGAUAAUACUUUGAAGAAGAACACAUAUGAGACCCACAUCGCGAAUGUAAACUUUUCAAUGUUUGAAAAGUAUCUCUUCAACCGUCAAAUUGAAUUAUUGGACAUUGAAAGGCAUUUCAACGAUAAACGCCACAAGGAAACCAUGGAAGAAUUCAGUAUGGUGAAGAGUCAGAUGGUGGAAAUUCAGGGUUGCAUGAGAAGGAAUGAUAAUGAAAGUCAAGAAUUUGCUGACUCCAUUGCUAGGAAGUUUCAAGCAAAGGAGGAUGCAAAGGCCAAUGUUGAAGGUGCUCAACCCCGACAAGUUCAAGGAGAGUCAAGCAGAAGAAAUGAUGGUGUGUCAACCGACACAAGAUCCAUGCGAGCCCCAAGCACUGAUGACAAUCCUAGGCCAACCAAGAGAGGUGGUGGUCGAAGCGGUGCUGAGGGUAGAGGUACAAGUGGUGGUGUACGGAGUAGACUAUCAAAUGUUGAUCAAGGUGGACGUACCAGCGGUGAUGAACGUGGUGGAAGAUCAUGUGCAGGCGGUCGUGCUGUCGGAGCUAAUGUCUGCGUUAAUGAGCCCGUUGCUUCGCGGGCGCAUGGUCCCUCGGCUGAAACAGGCUAUGCUGGCGCGCCUGGAAUGUCAGAUGGAGAUUCGAUGCUCAUCUGA
Molecule: messenger RNA, 828 nt
Organism: Impatiens glandulifera
Lineage: Eukaryota; Viridiplantae; Streptophyta; Magnoliopsida; Ericales; Balsaminaceae
Product: keratin, type I cytoskeletal 10-like
Exons: 2
Coding region: 1-828 (275 amino acids)
Source: RefSeq, a predicted model, not a curated record